AUAAAAUCCUAUAAAUCGGAGACUCCUAAACAAAAAGCCCUAGCCUCAUACAUAGGGAGACAAGGGUGAAGGAAAAGCAAAUUAGUCGCUGCAAAGUAGAGCAGCAGUCAUCAAAGAUCCGAAGCUUUUUCAGGCUAGAGCAAUUUGGUCACCUGGCCAAGCCAUUCUUCAUCACAUUGCUUAUCAUUCCAAAGGAUUGAGACUCAAUAGGGACAAGAGACAUGUCCCCUCAAUCUCCGGGUUUACUUAGAAGUUGAAAGUUUGGACGGCAUGAGUGGAGUCGGAAAAAAGAAACUAAGGUACCAGCAUGGUUCCUGGGACGAAGACAGGGCGACGUAAGAAAACAACAACUGACCCAUGGCAUCACCCUCAGGAACAUCUGCACAUGUCAUUGUCACACCACAGACUUUAUCCGAUGAGACACAACCGCCGGAUGACACAAACAUUUGUGGAAGAGAAACAGGCGCACGACGUAGGGAAAAGUACGUCAACUCGUGUACGUGGUCCUACAAUCGGAAAAGGAGUGCAAAAAAGGAUUGUGAGAAAAAAAGGGGAGAAACUACAUGUAUAUGUCAAUCACAUGCUGAAUGCCCUCACUGGAGGGAAUGCCGCCACGCUUGCAACAAAUGAGUUGGGCUUGUUGAUAAGGCGGUUGUGCCCUCUGAAGGGAGUGAAGUCAUGGAAGAAAAUUGAUCAGAGUAUCAAAGAUGCUGUAGUACAAGUUGUGUUAGACACAUUUGAAAUUGGUGAGGAUUUUCAUACUGAUCAACAAGCUCAAGAGAUCGUUGAUACGAAGGCGUAUCUCUUGUACAAGGAUUGGUGGUACACCUUGAAGCAACACUUCGAAAAACUUGUCAAAGAGGGUGUUGAUGACCCAUAUAGUCAUCCGCCUAUAGGAGUUUGCUUGGAUGAUUGGAAACACAUGAUUGAUGUGGCUUGGAAGGAUGAUUCUCAUUUGAAACGCUCUAAAGCUGGUAAAGCAAACCGGAGUUUGCUACCAUACAAUCACACCAGUGGAUCUCGCUCCUUUCCAAUAGCAAUGUCGCUCAUGGUAGAUGAAAAUGAGGAGUUGGAUUUUUCGGAAUUUUAUUCCAAAUCACACAAAUCGAAGAAAACAAACGAAUGGAUUGAUCCCAAAUGUGAUGAGCUACAUGAUGCGAUGGUGAAUCUACAAGCGACAGCCACGGAUGCGGGGAUCCCAUUGACACAGGAGGAACUCUCACGGCAAGUGCUUGGACAGAGAAAGAAUUACUUGUGUGGAUUUAGGAUAGGCCCACGACCCUAUUCGCCAUUUGAUAGUGCGGCACGAUCUCGUGACAAACAAAUGGAGGCAAUGCGAUCUGAGAUGGAGUUCUUCACGAAAAUUUGAUGAAGGAGAAAGAAGAGCGCCAGAGAGAUCGUGAAGAGAUGAUGAGGGAGAGAGAGGAGUUGAUGAAAAGUAGAAGGAAAAAAAGCAAGGGAGGUGCAACAAGAACAACUGAAUCAUUUGAACUCUGUGGUUUUACGACUCAACACUAUUGGAGGGUUCAGACGGUCAUCGUCGUUUUUGAUGACUUUGUUGCAUGGACUUGUGGAUAAUCCAUUUUGGUGUAUGGAGAAGAAAUUUCACUUUUUUAUAGAACUAAUAUAAUACUUUUGUCAUCCCCGGCUUUUGUGUAGUUCACUAUUACUAAUACAUAAAACUUUUGGCAACCAACAGAUAAUUACUAGCAUGGUACAUAGAUCACCUUCUGUCACUGUACAUAUAUAUGAGUUUUUGUCGUGGUAAAUAGAUGUACUUUUGUCUGGGUACAUACAUCACCUUUUGUCAUGGUACAGAUUACGAUGGUAAUUUGUACCAUGCCAAAUGGUCAUUUCAUAUGGUAGUAAAUGUAAUUUUUGUAUACGGAGGGCUUUGAUUUUUGUAUGAUUCUAUAUUUUAUAUGGAAUUAUUAUUUUA
Molecule: messenger RNA, 1939 nt
Organism: Camellia sinensis
Lineage: Eukaryota; Viridiplantae; Streptophyta; Magnoliopsida; Ericales; Theaceae
Source: RefSeq, a predicted model, not a curated record